This is a messenger RNA of Cloeon dipterum, 1205 nucleotides long. Its product is annotated as ketosamine-3-kinase-like. Lineage: Eukaryota; Metazoa; Arthropoda; Insecta; Ephemeroptera; Baetidae. Bases 215 to 1162 code for a protein of 315 amino acids. The transcript has 7 exons. The record is from RefSeq and is a predicted model, not a curated record.
UCUUGUGGUUGUUCACAGCUUUAACAUCAAUAUUUUUACGAAUAACCUUAGCAUGUUGCAGCACUGCGACUCAUUGUCAGUUGGUGGCAGGGAAGAGAGCACUUUAUAUAAAUUUCAAAAUUAGUUAAAUUAAUAUACACUUGCUGGCAUUAUAUCACUAAUUGUCAACUUGAUCUAAAUAGCUUUCAACAUUUACUGAUUACAACAUUUGAAUAUGUUGAAAAGUAUGGAAGAAAAAAUUAAAUUCCAGCUAGGAUUUACAGAAUUCAGAAGGGCGAGAGGUGGUGGAGGCGGCGGCUGUAUAAACGAAGGUGAUGCAUAUGAGACAGAUCGUGGCAAGGUCUUUGUUAAAAGGAACAGCAAGAAAGACGCAAAGCUGAUGUUUGACGGCGAAUUAGAAGGACUGAAGGCAAUUGAAGCAACCGGCACCUUGCGAGUGCCGCAUCCCAUGGCUGUUUUCGACGACCCUAACGCAGGAUGCGCUUUACUCAUGGAGUACCUGGACUUAAAGAAUCUAAGAAAAUAUUCUUCACAGAUGGGAACUGAUCUGGCAAGACUCCACUUAUCAAACCAGAAAAAUAUCCAAAAAGCCGAAAAAGAAGAAUCUAAAGUUGGGGAAAAGCAGGAAGAUUCUCAUCAGCAGGCGAUAGAAAAGUUUGGCUUCGAUACGCCGACAUGUUGCGGUUAUAUUCCAAUGGAUAAUUCUUGGGGAGAAGAUUGGCCACAAUUUUACGCUAGAAAUCGCCUGGAAUACCAAAUUAAGCUAAUUGAAGAGAGCAAUGGAGAUCGCGAAUUGAUGGAACUUUGGUCUGUACUGCAGUUGAAAAUACCAGUAUAUUUUCCAAAGGAACUCAGCAUAGUCCCUUCACUCCUGCACGGAGAUUUAUGGAGUGGUAAUGCUGCUGAAAUAGACUCAACACCUGUUGCAUUCGACCCAGCUGCAUUUUAUGGCCACCACGAGUUUGACUUAGCCAUCGCAGGAAUGUUUGGUGGAUUCAAUAGCCAGUUCUACAACGCCUACCAUGAAAUUAUUCCAAAAGCUAAAGGAUUUCCAAAGAGACACAAACUGUACCUUCUCUUCCAUCAUUUAAACCAUUGGAACCAUUUUGGAAGUGGCUACCGGAGUUCAACUUUAGGAAUUAUGAGAGAGUUGGUCAAUUAAAGAGUGUGAUUUGCAAAUGAGAGCCAUUUCAAGUUUAAGUAGC